Oryctolagus cuniculus (rabbit) is the source of this 8843-nucleotide messenger RNA. RefSeq names its product phosphodiesterase 4D interacting protein (gene PDE4DIP). Lineage: Eukaryota; Metazoa; Chordata; Mammalia; Lagomorpha; Leporidae. The record is from RefSeq and is a predicted model, not a curated record. Gene Ontology annotation, cellular component: centrosome; Golgi apparatus. Gene Ontology annotation, molecular function: molecular adaptor activity. Gene Ontology annotation, biological process: centrosome cycle; positive regulation of microtubule nucleation; regulation of Golgi organization.
UCAUUAGCAUUUUCCACACGGGAAAAUAGCCACUUGCAUUGACAAAGAUGGGACCCUGAUUAACGUUUUAAUUAGCACUUUUAUGGGCCAUUCGUCCUGGUUGCUCUUCAGGAUAACAGUUAUAACAGGGUAGAGCAGGCCCAUCUAGGUGUCCAUCAGCCAGAGUGUGUUCAGAAACCCCUUGCCUUUCUAGAGAUCACUACAGAUGCCAAAGAUCUUUGCUUAACAAAAGAAGUGAAGCAACUUUGAAACGCACAUAUCUAGAGGCAAGCAAAAAAGCAGCUGUAGCUUUACUUAGAAUUACAUUUUACAGUCGUUUUGGGGUUAACAUAUGUAUUUUUAGGUGAAAUUACAGAUAGAGAAUUCUGUUAGCCUUCUAAGCCCAAAGUUCUGAGGACUGUCCUUUAUUCUCUCACAAUGGAGCGGUAGGAUUUUGUUUUGGUCAUUAGAACAAUAUAUGCAGAGCCCCAUGAUGUUCUAAACUGCUUUAAAAUGUUCAGCUAUUAAAACAGCAACAAUAUUAGCUAUUUCCUAAUGAGCUAAACAUUAUUAAAACAUUUCCCUGAAACCACCUCGGUUAAUCCUCAGAAAGGCAGCUAGGUGUCUGAUAAGCUUAGGAGUUUGGGCUCAGACGUAUGGCCAGUGUCCUGCUCUGGGGGACUCCAGGUACUGCUGAGGUUACUGUUCCUCCUGGCUGGUGUCUGUCUGCGUGCUCCUUCAGCCAGGGAAGACUUCCUCAUUGCCAAUGGCUGGUGGCACCUGCGCAUUCCACCUCGGCGGAACUCCAGCUUCUGUCCUCUCGGUGUGCAUUCCGAGUUCCAGAGCCGAGGUGGGGGGCGGCGGGGGCGCUGAGGGUUGUUCAGUCCAGCCCUAACUCUGAAGACAGCAGCACUCCCGGGACUUUCGGCUCAGGCUUUUGUGUGAACCUUCGUCUACCCUCUCCGUCUCCUAAACAAACACCGAGCCCGAAGGUGAUGUUGAUCUCGUCUCAGGUGGCUACGUUCUUGAAAAAGCCAUUUUCUCUUCAGAAUCCUGGUUGACCAGAUGCAUUCACAGGGUCUUUGAUGGACUCUCUCAGGAACUGCUUUGUGCUCUGAUUUUAUCUAACGGCAAAGCACUCGGGUUUUAACAGCCUUCCCCUCUCCCGCCCAACAUCUGGGGGAGAAACGUUUGUCCUCGCUUUUUCGGCUCUCCCAACGGUCGAGCGAACGGUUAAGCCUCCUAAAACCCGCCCCACCAGCCCUCCGCGGUCAUCAACCCUUCCCCCACCGCCUCAGCCGCCCCGAGGCCUUUCGAUGCCGGCCCGGGGCCGGGUCUGGAGAGGAGAAGGGGCUGCGGGCGGGAGGCGGCGGCGCGCAGCGGUACCUAGUGGCGCCGCCGGGCUGCUUCAUCCAGGCCCAUGUCUGAAGAGUUACUCAAACAACAAAAGAUGAAUUCAAAUGAGACCACUACAACUCAGCAAUCUGUACCUGAUUCCCACUUGGCAGAACUCCAAGAAAAAAUCCAACAAACAGAGGCCACCAACAAGAUUCUUCAGGAGAAACUGAAUGAAAUGAGCUGUGAACUAAAGUCUGCUCAGGAGUCAUCACAGAAGCAAGAUGGUACCAUUCAAAGCCUCAAGGAAACUCUGAAAAGCAGGGAAAAUGAGACUGAGGAGCUGUACCAGGUGAUUGAAGGUCAAAAUGACACAAUGGCCAAGCUUCGAGAAAUGCUGCACCAAAGCCAGCUCGGACAGCUUCAAAGCUCAGAGGGUGCUGCUCCGGCUCAGCAACAGGUGGCUCUGCUUGAUCUUCAGAGUGCCCUGUUCUGCAGCCAGCUUGAAAUACAGAAGCUCCAGAGAGCGGUGCGACAGAAAGAACGCCAGCUGACCGACGCCAAGCGGUGUGUGCAGUUCGUAGAGGCUGCGGCACAAGAGAGAGAGCGGCAGAAAGAGGCUUCUUGGAAACAUAACCAGGAAUUGCGGAAAGCCUUACAGCAGCUUCAGGGAGAAUUGCAGAAUAAAAGCCAACAGCUUCGGACCCUGGAGAUUGAAAAAUACAGUGAGAUUCGAAGCCAGGAGCAAAACAUCCAGCACCUAAACCAUAGUCUGAGUCACAAAGAUCAGCUGCUGCAGGAAUUUCAGGAGCUCUUACAGUACCGAGAGAACUCAGACAAAACCCUUGAAACAAAUGAGCUGUUGCUUGAGAAGCUUCGGCAACGAAUACAAGAUAGAGCUGUUGCUCUAGAGCGGGCUAUCGAUGAAAAGUUCUGUGCUCUAGAGGAAAAAGAGAAAGAACUGCGCCAGCUGCACCUUGCUGUGAGGGAGCGAGACCAUGACCUAGAGCGGCUGCGUGGCGUCCUCUCCGCUAACGAAGCUACCAUGCAGAGUAUGGAGAGUCUCCUGAGGGCCAAAGGCCUGGAAGUGGAACAGUUAACUGCUACCUGUCAGAACCUCCAGUGGCUGAAAGAAGAAAUGGAAGCGAAAUUCAGCCAUUGGCAGAAAGAACAAGAGAGCAUUAUUCAGCAGUUACAGACAUCUUUACAUGACAGGAACAAAGAAGUGGAGGAUCUCAGUGCAACAUUGCUCUGCAAACUUGGACCAGGGCAAAGUGAAAUAGCUGAGGAGCUGUGCCAGCGUCUGCAGCGAAAGGAAAGGAUGCUACAGGACCUCCUAAGCGAUCGGAACAAACAAGUGGUAGAACAUGAAAUGGAGAUUCAGAGCCUGCUUCAGUCCAUGAGCACCAGGGAGCAGGAAAGCCAAGCUGCUGCAGAGAAGAUGGUGCAAGCGCUAAUGGAAAGGAAUUCAGAAUUACAGGCCCUGCGCCAGUACCUAGGAGGGAAAGACUUCAUGGCGUCCCAAGCCCUCGUCGCUCACCAACAGGCUGAAGUCACCUCAAUUGGCCCUGCUCUUGGAGAGCAGACUGAUCAAGGUUCAUUACAAAUACUCUCCAGAGAUGACAGUACUUCAUUGACUGCCAAAGAGGAUGCCAGCAUACCCAGGUCCACAUUAGGAGAUUUGGAUACUGUUGCAGGGCUGGAAAAAGAAUUGAGUAAUGCCAAAGAGGAACUUGAACUCAUGGCUAAAAAAGAAAGAGAAAGUCAGAUGGAACUUUCUGCUCUACAGUCCAUGAUGGCUGUGCAAGAGGAAGAGCUGCAGGUGCAGGCUGCUGACCUGGAGUCCCUAACCAGGAACAUACAGAUAAAAGAAGAUCUCAUAAAGGACCUGCAAAUGCAAUUGGUUGAUCCUGAAGACAUACCAGCUAUGGAACGGCUGACCCAAGAAGUCUUACUUCUUCGGGAAAAAGUUUCUUCUGUAGAAUCCCAGGGUCAAGAAAUUUCAGGAAACCGAAGACAACAGCUGCUGCUGAUGCUGGAGGGACUGGUAGAUGAACGGAGUCGGCUCAAUGAGGCCUUGCAAGCAGAGCGACAGCUCUAUAGCAGUCUGGUGAAGUUCCAUGCCCAUCCAGAGAACUCUGAAAGAGACAGAACUCUGCAGGUGGAACUGGAAGGGGCCCAGGUGUUACGCGGUCGACUAGAAGAAGUUCUUGGAAGAAGCCUGGAGCGCUUAAGCAGGCUGGAGACCCUGGCCGCCAUUGGAGGUGCAGCGACAGGGGAUGACACUGAAGAUACCAGCACCGAGUUCACUGACAGUAUUGAGGAGGAAGCUGCUCACAGGAGCCACCAGCAACUCAUCAAAGUGGCUUUGGAGAAAAGCCUAGCAACUGUGGACACCCCAGACAUGUCGCUUUCCUCCCCCUCCCCAGUAGGCGGGGACAGUAACAGGUGUCUUCAGGAGGAAAUGCUGCAACUGAGGGCUGAGGUUCACCAGCACUUAGAGGAGAAGAGAAAAGCUGAGGGGGAACUGAAGGAGCUAAAGGCUCAAAUUGAGGAAGCAGGAUUCUCCUCUGUGUCCCACAUCAGGAACGCCAUGCUGAGCCUUUGCCUUGAGAAUGCAGAACUGAAAGAGCAGAUGGGAGAAGCAAUGUCUGAUGGAUGGGAGAUAGAGGACGACAAGGAGAAGGGCGAGGUGAUGGUGGAGACUGGGGUCACCAAAGGGGGUCUGAAUGACAGCAGCCUUCAGGCUGAGUUCAGAAAGCUCCAGGGAAAACUGAAGAAUGCCCACAACAUCAUCAACCUCCUCAAAGAACAGCUGGUGCUGAGCAGCAAGGAAGGGAAGAGUAAACCCACUCCGGAACUCCUUGGGCAUCAGGAUAAGGAGGCUGACGGAAGCAACCCGGAACUGCAUUGUUCUCUGGAGAAGCACCAGGGCCAAGAGGAGGAUGUGAGCAUGAAGCCCUGCCCCAGACCCCAGAGCCUUGACCUUGGAGCUGCCCGCCCUGUGGAUGCACAGCAACUGGAUAACCAGUCCCAGGCGUGGGACCCUGUGCCUCAGUCAGAAUUUAGCCUCCCAGGGUCCACCAAGCACCUACGCUCCCAGCUGGCACAAUGCAAACAACGCUACCAAGAUCUCCAAGAGAAGCUGCUGAUCUCAGAAGCCACUGUGUUCGCCCAGGCAAACCAGCUGGAGAAAUACAGAGUCAUAUUCACAGGUGAGUCCCUGGUGAAGCAAGACAGCAAGCAGGUCCAGGUGGACCUCCAGGACCUGGGCUAUGAGACCUGUGGGCGGAGCGAGAACGAGGCUGAGCGGGAGGAGACCACAAGUCCUGAGUGUGAGGAGCAUGACAGUCUCAAGGGAAUGGCCCUCAGGGAGGGGCUGUGCUCCGGGCAGGGAUGCCUGGGCCCGGCCCUGGCCAGCACCCCCGGGAAGAAGCCCUCGGAGAGCCAACUCAGGAAACAAGAGUUCCAGGCAUACGGGAAAUCAGAAGACAUCUCGGCCCUGCAAAAGGACAUCAGGGAUCUGAAAGCCCAGCUGCAGAAUGCCAACAAGGUCAUCCAAAACCUCAAGAGCCGGGUCCGGUCCCUAUCGGUCACGAGCGAUUACUCAUCGAGUCUGGAGAGACCCCGGAAGCUGAGGGCUGUCGGCACCCUUGAGGGGUGCUCUCCUCGUAGUGUCACUGAUGAGGAUGAGGGCUGGCUGUCGGAUGGCACCGGGGCCUUCUACCCGCCAGGGCUUCAGGCCAAAAAGGAUCUGGAGUGCCUUAUCCAGAGAGUCUCCCAGCUGGAGGCCCAGCUGCCGAAAACCGGACUGGAAGGGAAACUGGCCGAGGAACUGAGAUCAGCUUCGUGGCCUGGGAAAUAUGAUUCCCUGAUUCAGGAUCAGGCCCGAGAAUUAUCUUAUCUCCGGCAAAAAAUUAGAGAAGGGAGAGGUAUUUGUUAUCUUCUCACCCAGCAUGCAAAAGAUACAGUAAAAUCUUUUGAGGACCUCCUAAGAAGCAAUGACAUCGACUACUACCUGGGGCAGAGCUUCAGGGAGCAACUCGCCCAGGGAGGCCAGCUGACUGAGCGGCUCACCAGCAAACUCAGCACCAAGGAUCAUAAAACUGAGAAAGAACAAGCUGCACUUGAGCCGCUGGCCCUCAGGCUCACCAGGGAGCUGCAGGAGAAGGAGAAAGUGAUUGAAGUCCUGCAGGCCAAGCUGGAUGCCCGGUCCCUCUCGCCCCCCAGCAGCCAUGGCUUGUCUGACUCCCACCGUUCUCCCAGCAGCACCUCCUUCCUGUCUGAUGAGCUGGAAGCCUGCUCUGACAUGGACAUAGCCAGCGAGUACACACAUUAUGAAGAGAAGAAAGCUUCACCCAGCCACUCAGAUUCCAUCCAUCAUUCGAGUCAUUCUGCUGCAUUGUCUUCUAAGCCAUCAACAACCAGUGCAUCUCAGGGGGUUAAGGCCGAAUCCAGCAGCAACCCAAUCAUCUUGACAACUCCCCAGAGCCCCCCAAAGGAGACCAGCCAGGCCCAGCCAGGCUUUCGUUUUAACUCCAUGCCCAAGCUGGUUAGCCUCCCCCAGCCACCACUGCCCUCAGCUCCAUCCAGCUUCCUGCCUUUCAGCCCCCUUGGCCCUCCCCUCGGCUGCUGUGAGACGCCGGUGGUCUCCUUGGCUGAGGCUCAACAGGAGUUGCAGAUGCUGCAGAAGCAGUUGGGAGAAAGUGUCAGCACUGUCCCUCCUACCCCCAGAGCUACAUUGCCAAGCAACCAUCUGGACGCCAACUCUUCCCACUAUCUCAGCCCUGCUCAGCCCCAGUCUCCCGCAAGGGGCACCGUAGAUCUGGGCAGAAUACUGGAGCCUGGGUACCUGGGCAGCAGUGGCCAAUGGGACAUGAUGAGACCUCAGAAAGGGAGUGUAUCUGGAGACCUGUCCUCAGGCUCUUCUGUGUCCCAGCUUCACUCCAAACCCACAGGAGCUGACCUGCUGGAAGAGCAUCUUGGUGAAAUCCGGAACCUGCGCCAGCGCCUGGAGGAGUCCAUCUGCAUUAAUGACCGCUUGCGGGAGCAACUGGAACAACGGCUUAGCUCCACUGCCCGUGGAAGUGGAUCCACCUCUAACUUCUGCGGUCAAGGCCUGGAAUCCAUUCCUCAGCUCUACAAUGAGAACAAAGUCCUCAGGGAAGAAAACAGGAGCCUUCAGGCCCAGCUGAGCCACAUUUCUAGAGAGCACUCUCAGGAAACAGAAUGCCUGAAGGAGGCUCUGCUCUCCUCCCGAUCCCAACUUCAAGAGCUGGAAAAGGAGCUGGAACACCAGAAACUGGAGAGGCAGCAGCUGUUGGGAGACUUGCGGGAGAAGCAACAGGAGAUCUUGCACUUCAGGGAGGAACGUCUGUCCCUCCAGGAAAACGACUCCAGGCUGCAGCACAAGCUGGCCCUCCUGCAGCAGCAGUGUGAAGAGAAACAGCAGCUCUUUCAGACCCUCCAGUCCGAGCUACAGAUCUAUGAAGCACUUUAUGGCAAUUCUAAGAGGGGGCUAAAAGCUUUUGGCCUGGAUACCUGUCACCAAGUCCCUUCGAGCAGUGACUUGAGUUGCCUGGUGGCAGAGAUACGAGCUCUGAGAGGGCAGCUGGAGCAGAGCAUCCAGGUGAACAAUUGUCUGCGACUGCAGCUGGAGCUGCAGUUGGACAGUGGUGUCGGCAAAGCCAGCCUCGGCUCCUCUUCCAUGAACCAGAACUUCACCACCAACACUGACCCUGGAAACAAGCAGUCUGCCUUCCAAGACUCAGCUGCUUCCCCUCCAGUUCGGGACGUUGGCAUGAAUGCUCCAGCUCUGGUCUUCCCCAGCUCUCCUUCCUCUGAUCCUGCCUCAGAAACUGCCAUUUUCAACAAGAAAAAUGAGCUGAAUUCGUGUACUUCUCUCAUGAAGAACCCUCCCCAGCUGGAGGGUGAUGCCACUGACGGCUCUUUUGCCAAUAAGCACGGCCGCCAUGUUAUUGGCCACAUUGAUGACUACAGUGCCCUAAGGCAGCAGAUUGAGGAGGGCAAACUGCUGGUCACAAAGAUAACAUCUCUUCUGAGGCCAGCAUGUGACCUCCCUGGCCUUGAAGCUCAGGGCACAGAGGUGCUGGACUGCAAAGGCCUCCAGAAGCUCCGGAGCAGUGCCAGUGCCCUGCACCACACCCUGGAGGAGGCGGCCUCCCUCCUCUCCAUGUUCUGGCGGGCAGCCUUGCCAAGUUCCCCCAGCCCUGUGCUGCCAGGCAAAGCGGGGGAGUCAGUGGAAAGGGAGCUUGUGGAGCUGCGAGCCAGAGUCUCGGAGCAGCAGCGGCUCCUCCAGGGCACAGCGGAGCGUCUGAGGACUGCCAACCAGCAGAGGGAGAGCAUGGAGCAGUUCAUCGUCAGCCAGCUGACCAGGACACAUGAUGUUUUGAAGAAGGCGAAGACUAAUUUGGAGCACAGCACUCACAAGAUUGCCUCUGUAAAGCCUUACUCCUGUCCCAGCAAAGGUGAAAUCCCAAAGGGCACUCUCGUGUACUCCAGGCUUGUGACACUUGCCUUCCAGGAGCCUUGCAGGAAGCGCAGCCAAAAGAGAUCUCUGCAACACCAAGGAGCAUGGGCCUGCCGCCUGUAGCACGGCUACCCACUCGCUGGAGAGGACCUGAGCCCGUUCCUCCAGACCUGCUGCAGGUCCAGAAGAAGGGGUCAGAGAGGUGUCGUGGUGGGGCAGGGAGAAAGGCAGGAUGCCUGGCUGGCAGUGAAGGAACACCACUAGCCAAGCACCGCCAGGCCCAACACUAAGCAAAACCUGCAUAGUCUGCAUAGAGGACCUUGUGACACUGCUUCUAAGCAGCCCUAGUGGCACGCGACUGGCCACAGCAUGAUUCUCACCUAAGCAGCUGUCCCUAGUUGACUGACUCAAGGCAAAUAGGACCCUGCCGCCUACACAUGGGACAUGUGGUCCCCACGCUGGAGCUGCUCAGGCAGUUCUAGAAGCACACUACUGAGACUACUGAGUAGCAGCGCCCUACUGGACAGUGUCAGGGGCUCGGCGACCUCGACUCACAGAGCCACGCCUGCUCAGCCCGGUCGGAUGGAGACAGACACUCUGCGGUCUACAGUGUUGCACCUGAGCACUUUGAGUCCACGUGGUGAACGUGGGCACUUCACGGAUGCCAUCUCAUGCCUGACCUUGCUGCUCCUGUUUGUUUUCAUCUAUGACCUCCCUCGAAAUAUGCUGUUCCAUUUUUUUCACCCUAAAUCCAUCCGGGUGAUUUGGGCACUGAUGGCCACACCUCGUCUAUUAAAAGUCUUGGUACAACAAGCUGUAGUCAUUUUUGAGUGGCCUGGGAGAGGGCUCCAGUUGUGCUAAAGUCUAGCCUGUGUCUUCACAGUGCACAUGGAUGGUGUGUCCAUGUGUACACAUGUAUGGUACAGACGUAUAUAUGCGCUAAAGCCAUAGUGAAGGGCAACAUACCUCGUGGACAGGCUUGGCAAGAGGAAAUGAAAGUCUUUUUGGUAGCUAUUAAAGACAACAUGUAUAAAGUAAA